GUUUAUCUUUCCAUUGUGUCUUUGAGUCUGCAUCUGGGUCAUCCUUACCUGUACUGCUACAAUAGUUGUGACAAUAGUAGCUCUAAAAUCCUGCCUACACCCUUGCGAAGAGGUCGGUUUCCAGGGAAUGAAGGAAUCGGGAAUACCCCCUCCAGAACGCACGUGCGCGCGCAGUGGGCGUGCCCUUCCUCCAGCUGGAGUAAAUAGAGGCGGCGCAGCACCGUGCGCUUCUGACCGGGACCGGCCACGUCCCUGCGCUCCGACACCGGCUGACGCACGAACAGCGCUCCGCUUCAUCCCUGCACUGCCCCGAGCUGCGCGUCUCACAGGCUCCAGAAUUAGACACGGAUUAUAUGAUACAGGUGCCCCAGGUGGCCUCCCUCUGUGCACUUGGCACUUCCCACUCUGAAACCUCAUCUGAAGCCCACUGGGAGGUCUGACGCAACCUUUGAAGGCAUCAAGUAUGAAGUUGGUCAGCUACAGGCUGAGAGAGAUGAAGACAUGUGCCAUGUUCCUCGCAGCUCUGCUGCUCCCCAGCAUCCAAGCAGUAUGUCCAGAUAAGGAGCCAGGACUGCAGCCAUGGAUGCCAGGACACAGUGAAGACCACCGUGUUAAAAUCGGCUAUGGCAGGAAGGUCCUCCUCACAACUUCAGCUACGGUCCACUCCAUUGAGAUUCUCAAUGGUGGAAAGUUGGUGAUUGCUGACACCAACCGACCCAUACUGCUGCGAACAAAACACAUUCUGAUUGGGAACAAAGGAGAAUUACACAUCGGAAGCCCAGACUGUCCUUAUAAAGGCAACCUCACCAUCUCUCUUUUUGGAAGAUUGGAUGACAGUGAUCAGGAACACGGCUACUUUGGGAGGAAGUACAUUGGCGUGGGGACAGGAGGGACACUAGAGAUCCACGGAGAAAAGAAACUGUCAUGGACAUUCCUAAACAAGACCCUCCACCCCGGAGAGAGCAACCAAAACAACUACCAGUUUCAGAGAAGCUGGGGGAACAGAGGCAUCAUUAUCCACGUCAUCGAUCCCAUGACUGGAGAGGUGCUGCACGAUGACAGGUUUGACACAUACCGCAGUAAGGAUGAGAGUCGUCGCCUUGCAAAGUAUGUGGAUGGCGUGGAAGCAGGGUUCAUACUAGCCAUGGUGGUCAACGACGAGGGCUCCAACAACUUGGAGGACUCAGCCAAGAAAAGCCUCUCCAGGCUGGGCAGUCAGCACAUCAGCAGUCUGGGAUUUCGGCAUCCCUGGACUUUUAUAGUGACAAAAGGUGACACUUCUUCAGUUGUGGAGGAUCACACUGUUUAUCAAGGGACCAAGGCCUCUUCAGAGGCCCGGAGCUUUCGUGUUUUUCGGUCGAGUUAUGGGGAACACUUCACCAUCACCACCAUCAGCCAGUGGGUGCAAGAGUCAGAGUGGACAGAAUGGUUUGACAGGGAUGAUGAGAGGGGAUCUGGAGACUGGGAGAAACUGUCUGACCUGCACGAGGCCUAUCCAGACCGACUGUGUGGCAAUCCACUGGACAUCCAGGCUGAAACCCAUGAUGGCAUACCACUGAACCAGACAGGAGAUGUGAUCCACAAGAAUGACAAGGACUAUGGUUUUGUCUGCCUCAACAAGGACCAGGCUCAUGGCCUCUGUCGCAACUACAAGGUCCGCUUCCUCUGUGGAAAACUGGUUCGUCCCCAGGCCUCCAUUUCCAUCAACAUCUUAUCCAACAGCAGCAUCCUGGAGCUCACCGACCAACCAGAGGGCUGGGUGUCAGGGGAUCAGGUGGUGGUGGCCAGUACUGACUACUCCAUGCACCAGGCUGAAGAGUUCACCCUGUUGCCCUGCCCUACUUGCACAUCCAACCAGGUCAAGGUCCAAGGUAAGGCCAGGUUCAUCCACAUGGGUGAGGAGGUGGACGGGGUGGAUAUGAGGGCAGAGGUUGGCCUACUGAGUCGUAACAUCCUGCUCCGUGGUGAGAUGGAGCCCGGCUGCUAUGGCAAUGAGGCCUGCAAAUUCUUCGACUUCGACACUUUUGGUGGACACUUGAAGGUGGAGCGGGGCUUCAGGGCGGUUCAUAUAUCUGGGAUGGAGCUGCAGCACAUGGGCCAGCAGACGAUGGGACACUAUCCGGUUCAUUUCCAUAUGAAUGGAGACGUGGAUGAGAGGGGAGGCUACAACCCCCCCACCUCUGUCAGAGAUCUGUCCAUCCACCACUCCUUCUCCCGCUGUGUAACCAUUCACGGCUCCAACGGAAUGCUGGUAAAGGAUGUGGUGGGCUAUGACACACUGGGACACUGUUUCUUCACGGAGGAUGGUCCAGAAGAGAGGAACACGUUUGACCACUGUCUAGGACUGAUGGUACGAGCAGGAACUCUGUUGCCUUCAGACAGAGACAGCAAAAUGUGCCGUGACAUCACUGAAGGAGCUUACCCAGGAUAUGUGGCCAACCCACGCCAGGACUGCAGCGCAACUUCAACUUUCUGGAUCGCCAAUCCCAAUAACAACCUCAUCAACUGUGCUGCUGCAGGCUCAGAGGAAACAGGUUUCUGGUUCAUCUUCCACCAUGUGCCCACUGGCCCUUCAGAGGGGCUGUACUCCCCCGGACACACAGAACACGCACCUAUGGGCCAGUUCACCAACAACAGAGCCCAUUCGAACUACAGGGCUGGAAUGAUCCUUGAUAAUGGAGUAAAGACCACCCAGGCUAAUGACAAGGACAAGAGACCCUUCUUGUCUCUGAUUGGAGCCAGGUAUGGCCCCCACCAGGAUGCUGACCCCUUCAAACCAAGAGUCCCUGCUCUCAUCCACCACUUUGUAGCCUAUAAGAACCAGGACCACGGAGCCUGGCUGAGAGGAGGGGAUGUCUGGCUGGAUGACUGCCAAUUUGCUGAUAAUGGCAUUGGCCUCACUCUGGCAAGUGGAGGGACGUUUCCAGAUGAUGACGGCUCUCGUCAGCAGGUGAAGAACUCGCUGUUUGUGGGUGAAAGUGACAAUCGCGGGAUGCCCGUCCCUGACAACCGGAUCUGGGGCCCCGGGGGUUCUGACUUCACUGGCAGGACCCUGCCACGCGGCAUUGAUUUUCCUAUCCGGGGAAUGCAGAUCUAUGACGGGCCCAUCAACGUGCAGAACUGUACAUUUCGGAAAUACACAGCACUGGAUGGACGACACACCAGUGCCUUUGGUUUCAGGCUCAAUAACUCGUGGCAGAGCUGCCCCAACAAUAACGUCACUGACAUCACCUUUGACCGCGUACCAAUCACUUCUCGGGUGUUUUUUGGGGAACCGGGUCCCUGGUUUAAUAAGAUGCAAAUGGACGGGGAUAAGACAACCAUCUUCCACGACAUCGAUGGCUCGGUCAGUGAGUAUCCCGGAGCCUUCCUGGUUAAAGAGGACAACUGGCUGCUCCGUCACCCGGACUGCAUCGAUGUGCCCGACUGGAAGGCUGCCAUCUGCAGCGGUCGCUACGCACAGAUCUACGUCCAGACACGUAACCCUGCUAACCUGAACAUGCACGUAGUGAGGGACGAGUACCCCGAUCGGCCCCUGACACUAGAGGGCGCGCUAGGGAAGAGAAAACACUAUCAGCAAUUCCAGCCAGUCAUUACACUGGCCAAAGGCUACACCAUACACUGGGACCAGGCGGCGCCUGCUGAGGUCACCAUCUGGCUCAUCAACUUCAACAAAAAUGACUGGAUCGACGUGGGCCUCUGCUACCCACAAAGCACCACUUUCACCAUCAUCUCCGAUAUCCACAACCGCCUGACCAAACAGACCCGCAAGACCAGCGUCUUCAUGAGGACGACACAGAGGGAGAAGAUCAACCACUCCCACCUGGCCAGAGGAUACUACUACUGGGAGGAAGACACUGGCCUGCUGUUCCUGAAGGCAAAGGCUCACAACGACAGGGAGCAGUUUGCCUUCUGCUCUGUCAAGGGCUGUGAGCGGGUGAAGAUCACAGCCAUCAUCCCUAAUGGCAGUCCACCCAGUAACUGCAUGGCCCAGGCCUACCCCAGACACGCUGAGCUGCCUGUUGUGGAUGUUCCCAUGCCCAGAAAGAUACCUAAUGCCAAGCUGCACUCACCAGGACACUUCGUGGAGGUCAAACUGGAGUCCUACAACACUCGCUUCUUCCACAUCAAGGAGGACUUUGCCUUUACUGAGGUGAACGGAAGGAAGUUGUACCAAGCAGAAGAUGGGGUGCAGCUGACAGUAAUUGACGGGAAUGAUGGGAAGGUGGUGGAGAGCAAAGGCUUCAGGAACUCUAUCCUACAGGGCAUCCCUGCACAGAUAGACAACUACGUCAGUGGACUGCGAGACGGUUCCAUCAUUCUCAUGACAUCUAAGGGCCGUCUGGUUACCAGAGGAUCCUGGACUAAAGUCCUGGAUAGACUUGGAGCAGACAAAAGCAUCAAAUUGAAAGAUAAACUGGCAUUUGUGGGGUUCAAGGGCACCUUCCACCCUGACUGGGUCCAUCUGGUGGUGGACACCGACCGAGCCAAGAUCCAUCAGGUCUUGCCUGUCCCUGUGGUGCACAAGAUUAAACUAUAAGUGGCAGGCAGAGUGGGCAGUCAAGAGACUGUGUACCCCUCAGAUACUGACACACAUAGCCCCCAAAAAUACACAUGCACGACACAAACUUACACAUACACACACACUGCCAGCACUGAAGAGUCAGUUGCUCCAAGCCAUUGGUCCAGGAUCAAGCUGUGUUUUUUUCCAGGUUUGGUGAUCAGAAAAAAUAGUAUCUGAUCUGAUUUGGUGUGUUGAAAAGGGGAAGACCAUUUCCCAGAGCCAGCACUGCCCAUAAUGAACUGUAACUGUGUAAGACACUCACCAUCAGUAGAGCACUUUAAAGUGACAACACACCCUGUGGCAGCCAUAUUGGAGGUCUUAAGCUCUUUAGCAACAAUGGCUCAGAACAACCAAUGGUGUUUGCAGAAAUCCAGUUGUCUCCAAGGACAUUAAUAGACAUGACUGAUAUUGGUUAUGUUUCUGACUGAACACAUUGUUGUUAUGUUUACAUAACGUUAGCUUGCCAGCUAAAGUAACCAUAGGAUUUGAUCAGCUAACCAUAACUGUUAUGCUGUAUAAACAUCCAUUUUCUUUUUUUUCUUAGUUUCAUGCUAACAUUAACAUUGGCCUGUUUGCUAAAUUAUUCUGAAAAAGCCAAAAAACUUAACUGACUCUUCUCAAGCAAAAUCUUGUAGAGCUUUAGCACAGAAACUGUGGCUUAACAAAGCUCAAUCUUGAAUAAUUUGCACAUAGCGUGUCCUUGAACAGAUUUCACUGUUGGUUUACCCCUGCACUCGGACAUAUACAGCAAGAUUAUACUGAUGAACAAUGCUGUUAAGGUUGGGCUAUGCUUGGAAUGAACUAGUUCAUCCAAACACAUCAAAGGCAAAAUGAAUAGUAAAGCUUGAUGGCAGGUAAGGCAAGAUGUGAUAAUCGCGCAAAUAGGGAUAACGUCACACAUUUUUGGUCAGUCUCUCCUUGAACACAUUCAUGGUAUUGAACUCAUUUGGAUACACAAAAAGGGACAGAAUUGUGUAAAGACUGAAAAAAGAGAGUUUGAAAGAGAAGUUCAAACUGUGAAUACUUUCACACCUCCACACGCAAAUUACUUUGACUGAGGGAUUUUCAGUUUGGGUGUUACAAAAAUGACAAAAGGUAAUUCAAGUCAAGUUACAAAAAUUGUCACGUCUUGAGUUAAAGGGCCCUCUUUAACACAAUAGUGCAAAGUAAGUAUCACUUUUCCAGCUGAGGAUCAAGGGAGACUGAAUCUAUUUUGCCUCUGGUUUUCCCUGUGACCCAGCAAGGCUCCUGACCAGGAGGGAACAUUAAUUUAAUGUGGACUAGUUUGUAAAUGUCGUCGGACCACAUCUAAAGGCAAAAGUGUUUGUAGCUGUUCUGAAUGGCGAUUUUAAUUGUGCAGCAAAAAGCCUUUCAUCAUGGAGGUGAUCAAGGUGCAAUAAUUCUUCCAAUGGGAAUUAUGAUGCACACUUUAACUAAAGGAAUUUAUGAUGUUGCAUUUGUCUGCUGACAAAAAAAAAUGAUGGAAGAAGAUAAGUGAGGAAAGACAGCUUGAGAGAAAGAGUUCAAACCCAACCUACUUUCUCACCUCCACACACCUGGUCAAUAACUGUGGUAACCUUGCAAGGGGUGGGGGCAGGAGGUUUCAAAACACUGUUUGACAACCCGACAAGCACUCUUCUAAGCACACUGAUGCCUUCAGAGCCUGCUUCAUGUCUCCCCUGCCCCAAUGUCAAUGAAGCAGCUGCAUCACCUGUUACGAACACAGGAAUUAAGAGGAGAUCUUCUCUCACCCGUGGGUGUUUUCCAUUCCAAACACAUACAGGGAGAGUAGGGGUUUAGUUGCUAAAUAAGAGACAGAGUGACCACAUAGGUAGGAGCUGCUUCACCAGGACAGAAAAUUUUUUGAAAUCGGAUCUUUUGGAAGUCUUGGAAUUCUAAAGUCACAAAAUAUUUUUUGUCAGGUCUUUUACUAGCUUGAUUGGGUAGUCCAUAUAUUCCAUCUGUCAUGUUCUGGACAGGAUCAUGUUGGUAGCAGGAUGAGCAAAGUUGCCCAGAUGUCCUUCUCUCCAGCCACAUCCUCCAUCUCUUCUGGUAAUCUCGACGUCUUCCCAAGACAGAUGGGAUAUAUACACCUUCCAGCAUGUUCUGGAUCUGUUACAGAUCCCAUAUAAACCAGCCAGUAACAAACAGAGCAACUUGAUCUGGAAUAUAGAAACCAGGUCACCCUUCUGAAACCAGGUGAAGCUCAUAAGGGAGCACCUGGGCCUUCACCUAUUGGGCAUGGUUUAGCUCAACAUGAUAAGACAAGACGGGGUUUCAAUUAUGUGGGCUAACCAGUCACAAGGGAGGCCCAAGUGUUUGGCCCAUUGCCAGCUGGAUGGUACUAAAACCGGUUGAAUAUCUUGGUGUGCCCCCCACCUCACCCCCGCUGUGCGUAACACACAAGCACAAGUUCCUUCCACUUCCUGGGCAUAUAAAAUUUGUUAUAUUUGUGACUGCUUCAGACACCAAGGACCUCCUGCUUGGUUACCCAGUGAGAUAUUGAAACAGUUUUGGGUAUGUUGUCCAAUCAGUUGCAAAGUCUUUAACGGAUAUAUGCAGAGGCUCAUAGACAGCGAGUUACAAAUGAAUCUAACCACCUACCAAUGACAAUCAUAUGCAAAUAUUUUGUAUUAGCAGUAAACAUUGUGAGGAAAAAAUGAUACCACCCAGAUUACAUUAUAAUCAACAAAUCUGCAAAAUAUUCAGUGCCAGUGUUUUUUAGUUGGAUUACUCUUCAAUAUAUAUGCUUGGAAACUAAAGAGAGAUCAGGUACAAAACUAUUUUGCUAACAAAAGGGGUACAUCAUGGUCAUCGAAUGGAUUACUGAAGGGCCAUACCAGGCACAGGCCAGGGGUGGGGGGCUCCAGGGCCAGAGCCUUAGUAUAAAGUGGGAGUUAACUAUAAUAUAUUACGCUAAUAUUUCUUGUUGGGAAGUCAAUCAAAUAACAACAAAAUGACCAUAAGGAGACGCAAAAGAGCACAAAGACACAAAUUGAUGCAAAACAACUACAAAUAGAUGCAAAAUACACCACAAAGAAAUGCAAGGGACCACAAUAAGAUGCAAAAUGACUACAAACAACUACUCUGAUUCAUUUUUGUGUCUCUGAGAGUUCUGGUUGGCCUACAAAAUGUUACUGAGACACAAAGCUAAGACAAAAGGACUACAAACGGAUGGUUUGCAUCUUUUUCACUCUGGGUUUCUUUCUCCUGUGUAGGAGGAGUGAGAGGCCUUAUAUCAUGCCUCUAUAUCAUGAAAUUCAGUUUUUCUCCAAACAACACUCUUGAUCAUGACAAUUCAUUAUAUAAGUUAAAAAGAAAUGCAGUUCGACAUAAUAGUUGGACUGAGACGCACCUUGUCAAGCAGUCUCAGCCACUCGGGUCUGAACACCAGUCUAAACAAACAGUCAAAUACACCAAAGUUCAUUUGAACUAAUAGCCUUCUCUGAUUCUUUUUUUCACUACUUCCUGAUUGAAACACUUAAAGUAAACAAGUUUCUAUUACAAAGAGUUGUCUGAUUGUAGUUCAUAGGAGGCUUGGUUACCUAGAUUUGGGAAGAAAACUGAGAUACUACAUUACUCACUUUUAUGUUGCUCAUUUAACAGAAAUCCUUUUCAAGAGUUUAUUUUUGGCCUGGUUGUUUAAUAUUUAUGUGUUUGAUAUUUUUACUAACUCCUGGCCAAUUCUCCAAUGGACCUCCACAAUGUCAGCCAUGGUUGCCAGACACUUUAUGAUGCAAAUACAAAGCUUCUAAAUGAACAGAGGGAGAAAAUACUAAGAAAGUUUGAGUCACCUAAUCAAACACAUUUAUAAUACAUGCAUCACCGAGCAUCCUUCCCAUGCAGGUCUCCAUGACGUGACAGAUGUAGAAGUUGAGUGGUUUUACCCUCCUGGUUUGUUUGACUAAACUGUUACUGCUAAACUGAGAAAAGAGAAAAGAGGAGGAGGGAAAAAAAAAACAAAACAAAAAAAACAAGCAUUCCUUGUUUUGCAUCCAGACCUGUAGUUGACGACUUGCUCUGUUUCAUUCCAAGCACUUGCUCACUUGAUAUUGUGAUGUUUUCCUCCCAUGUUUUUUUCACAUCAGUGUUUGUGAUCCAUUUGUCUGUGUUUUUGGAGUAAACCAGCAAGAAGCCCAUAACAAUAUAAAAGAUUAAAUUAUCUUGUGAAUGUUAAAUUUGGGAGUUUCUUUUUUCUGUGCAAUUUCCCCAUUUCAAUAUGACAGAAAAACCUUUGUUCCAAUCUGGCAAGAAAAAAGAUUUCCCCACCCUUUGCCGAAAUAGCUGGUCUUUUUUCGGAGGUUGUAGCAGUAAUUUAGUGUUUUGUAUGUUUAAUGUGUUUUUAAAAAUCCACAGAUUGCUAAGAGAUAUAUUUUAUACUUAUUUAUUGUACAGACACAGUUGAUCCAAAUCUACAAGGGACAUUUUUGAGUUGUAAUGUUAUUACUGUCCUGUAUGUAUACUGUAUGUAAGAAACAAUUAUAGCUCCAUUUUAAAAGAUUUGUACCAGACACUCACAGCUUACAUGCAUAUGACUCAUAUGGUAUAGUUGGCUUGUUUUAACUGUACACCUAUUGGAUGUGUUGUAUAUGUGGCUUGGGCUUGUAAAGUGAUGAAACUCCAUGACUUUGAAUUUCUUGAGGAGUUUUGUACAGAAAUAAAUGAUGAUGAACAUUUUGUCGAAUGUCACUGUGUCCCUGCCAGGACUAACAGAGCAACAUACCGUGCAUCGUCUUUAAAAUA
Molecule: messenger RNA, 9307 nt
Organism: Xiphias gladius (swordfish)
Lineage: Eukaryota; Metazoa; Chordata; Actinopteri; Istiophoriformes; Xiphiidae
Product: cell migration inducing hyaluronidase 1
Exons: 30
Coding region: 464-4540 (1358 amino acids)
Source: RefSeq, a predicted model, not a curated record